Messenger RNA from Crotalus tigris (Tiger rattlesnake), 9981 nucleotides. It is a transcript of the gene N4BP2, whose product is annotated as NEDD4 binding protein 2. The coding region runs from base 609 to 5723 and encodes 1704 amino acids. NCBI's taxonomy places the organism in Eukaryota, Metazoa, Chordata, Lepidosauria, Squamata, Viperidae. The transcript is spliced from 18 exons. The record is from RefSeq and is a predicted model, not a curated record. Gene Ontology annotation, molecular function: ubiquitin binding.
CUCCCGACGGCAGCCCCGACGUCGGACGGAAAGGCCGCCCAUCCAGGGGCGCCGUGCCCUGGGCGGGAGCCCAAACACCGAAGGGCUCCCACCCUGGCAGGGCCGUGUGCGCGUCCACGACGCCAGGCCUGCGGGAGAGGAAGGCCAGGCCGGGCUGUCGGGGAGGGAGAGGAGGCGGCGCCCGGGCCUCCUCCGCCUCCUGCUCCUCCUCUCGCGACUCGCCCGGGGAGCGUCGCCGCCGCCGAGGCCAGGCCCGCCCUGCGGAAGGAGGCGGACCUGCUGGCGAGGAACCCUCUGACUUUUAACUGCACUGGUUUUUCUUACUGUACACCAAUCCAUCAUAAAAAUGAAGAAAUGGAGGUGAAAACAAAAUCGUUUGUUGCGGAGAAGCAAUUCUGAUCUGUGCGUUUCAGCUGUGAAUACAUGAAUAGAGUGAAUACGUGAAACACGUGGAACCAAAGCUAGUGAACAUGGAGUGUAAAACGAGCAAAAUACAACACUGCAGGUUGCUACGGUCACCCCAAAGAUGUGGCCUGGAAGAAUAAUUGGCCUUUUUCUCGGUGUCAGCAUCGUCAUGCGGUAACGGCAAUUCCAUUUUGAAAAAGAAAAUGCCAAAGAAGAAGAAAAACUUUGGCGUGAGCCCAUCGAGGAAAAAUACAAACCCAGAGACAAUGUCUGCUCCUGACGCCUCAUCCUCACCAACUUCGUUACAUGGGAUCAAUAAAGAAGAACUCAUCAGCGGACUUUCCGAAAUGUUCUCGGACUUGGAUCCCACGGUCAUCUACAUGGUGCUGUCGGAAUGUGAUUUCAAAGUGGAAGACACUAUGGAUGAUCUGCUAGAACUGUCCACAGCAGCUAAGGAUACAAUAUGUUCAUCAAACGUCUCAGGUUUUGAUUCUUUCUCUGCCUUGCUAGUUGGUGGAAAUAACUCAAGCUGUAGCACUCAUGAACUCGAGGGCAACGAUACUACUGCUGCAGUGGCGAAGUGUGGUGAAGAAUCACAGCAGCCCUGGUUAUCUGAAGAACUGGCCCGCCUGAUAGAUAAUGCUCUCGAGAAAUGCAGUCAAACAAGCGAAGCAAAAGAAUCAGGAAACGAUCGUCCCUUAGGUAGUCUAACUCUGGCUCAGGAUCACAGUAAUUCCAAUUGCACUGAACUAUGUAUAAAAUCCAGCGGAACAGCAAUAGAAAACUGGUUCACUGCAUCGAAACCAAGUUACAGUGAAGCGUCAGAGUCAAUGUCCAUAACAGAGGUUGAGACAAAGGAUAUUUUGACACAAAACCCAGAGAGCUGCAGUUUGCCAGAAGUUGUCCUGGACAGCGGUGCUGUUUCAGACAUCGUGACGUUAGCCGACAAGGCAGAGUCUUACACUGAUCCGAAUCAAAUGCAAAAGGUUUUAUUUGACUUUAUAGCAGUGAGCACCCCGACUGCUCAACGGUGUCACGGUUUCGCAAAAAUAGAGACAAACGCCUCCCCUAAUUCUUCUGCUGCUGCUUCUUCACGGGAUGCUGAAGAGCAUGAAAAUGGAGUGGCUCUCUGCAACGAUCUUAAAAAAAAUUCCGUUCCUGACCUGUGCACAGGAUCUGGUUUGAAAUCGGCACCUUUUACGAAGGAGACGGAUCCUUCUCAGCAGACGUGGAGUUUGCCGUUUUCUCUGUUUCAGACAUAUCCUCGGCAGCUUAGUUUUUAUCCAGCGUUCGAUUCACAAGGUGGAAACCAUAGCUUUGUGACUCCGAUUGCCCUCAGUCCCGGGAAGUGGAGACCGGCUUUGGAUGGUAAGAGUCAAGUAAGGACCUUUUGCUCUCCCAGAGUUUCAAAAUCCUGGGAGAUGCCAAAGAGAUGCGGCAGUAAAAACGGGCGACAAAGACACCAUUUUUCUCAAGUCCAUCCAUUGCCUGGAGGUCACGUAACGAACAGGAAAGCCUUCCCGGGUCAUGUACUGGUUCUACUUCGAGGGCUUCCGGGAUCGGGCAAAUCAUAUUUGGCGAGGGUUUUGCUUGAGGAUAACCCUGGUGGGAUCAUGCUUAGCACAGAUGACUAUUUUUAUCAAAAGAACGGGCAGUACCAGUUUGAUGCUGAUUGUUUAGCAGACGCACAUGAGUGGAAUUGGAAACGUGCCAAAGAAGCCUUUGAGAAAAGGAUCACUCCUAUAAUCAUAGACAAUACAAACACACAGGCUUGGGAAAUGAAGCCUUAUAUUGCUUUGUCACAGCAACACAAAUAUAAAGUUAUAUUUCGCGAACCGGAUACAUGGUGGAAAUUUAAACCCAAAGAAUUGGAAAGGCGAAAUGUUCACGGUGUGUCUAAAGAGAAGAUCAAAAGAAUGUUGGAACGAUACGAACAUUGCCUGACUGUUAAUUCAAUUUUGAAUUCUUCAAUCUCAGAUGGCAUGAAGAAGAUUGCAACCUGUGCUGAAGUUCCUCCUUGCGAGAAAAGACAGGGGAAAGAAGAGCAGAAAGAAACUUUUGCUUCCUCUUUGCAAGGUGUAGAGUUAAAUCCAGGUGAAAAAGCUGCUUUAGAAGAAGUUACGGCAGAAGAUCGGCAUCUUCAAAACGAAAAGAGAAGAGCUGGACCUGAUUCACAAGAAUUCAGUUCUGAACGUAGUAUAGACUGCGUGGACGCUGAUGCUUUACCAGCAGAGAUCGAAAUGGAAUCCAUUCUGGAAACCGAGUUAAGACCAGUCUUGGAUUCCAGUGACGACACUCUGUUGUGCAAUAAGAGUGAGUUGAAACUUCAGAUUGAAACAACUGCAUGUCAUGAAAUAACAGAGGCAGAAUUGACCGAAACGCAAAACAAAGGUGGAGAUCUAAAUUCUGGCAACUCAGUAAAACCUGAAACAUUCAGCUUUGUGGGAGACUGGCCAGUAGAACAAACGUUGAGGCAAAGGGUAAAAAGAAAUAAAAGAUUAGACAAACAUGCCAGAAGGGACAAGGGAGAUUUAAGUGUGCCAACAUCUACCCUUGAUUCGUUAAAAAAUACAAGUGAAGAUAAAAAAUCAGAUUUCGUAGACGGCCCUCAGGAACUGCCACUUUCUGAAGAAAGGUGUAAAGAUAAGUGUGAAGAAAACAACUGUAACUUUCCUUCCACGUCGAUGCCUAAGGUUAAUACAGAAGUUCAUACAACGGAAUUGCUGAUGGUAGGGGACUGGCCGGUCCAAACUUUGCAGCAAAGACAACACAGAAUGCAAAGAAUAACCAAGCGAGACAUUAGUGAGUCAGAGGGAUUAGGAAACAGCCAACAUGAGGUCAACGCUGAUGAUGGGAACGCAACAUCUUUGCCGGAUGAAACAUCUGCAGAUGUUGAAGAGCAGUGGGCCCCUUUGAAGGAGGAACACUUUCAAGGAUCUGAAAUAGCAGCUUUGGAAGCUCUUAGUGAGAAAAAGGCGGCCCCGAAUAAAAGAACACGUAAGCAUCAUAAAUUAGCUUUAACCUUUACCAACAAUUCAGCCCUCAACAAACCAGGAGAAGCGCUGCCUCUGUGCAACUGGACCGAAGAAAAACCCAACAAAUGUGCGGUGUCUGAGGCUACUAAAUAUUCACAGACAGAACCACGGGAUUUCGCCCUUCUGUGGAGACUGGAGAGAGAAAUUGUUUUUUCAGAAGAUACAAAAGUAUUACAUGGCAGGCUCGACGGAUUCGUACCCAAAAGGGUUGAAGCUAUUCCAGAUUGUCCGGAAAAGAUACCCUAUAAAGCAACUUACGAGAGAAGCACCUACGUAGAAGAAAGCGAGCUUGUGAGUGUGGAUGAAUCUGAGAACCUCAACAUUUUGUGCAAACUCUUUGGGUCUCUUUCCUUUGAUGCCAUCAAAGAUUUGUACGAACGGUGUAACCGAGAUAUGGACUGGGCUACGGGCCUGCUGUUAGACUCGGCCGAGAAACUGUGCAAAGAAGACGACAUUGAAGGCCUGCAGAAAGCAGAGGUUCCGCUUCCUGACAUGUCUCUUCCUUCCUUCCUUACUCACCCAUCCGAAAUAGCCGAAGUUCUCCUUGGUGACAACGGUGAGAACAUUUCUGACCCUCUUGCAGGAAAAGGUGUAAAUUCUUCUUCGGGAGAAAACAAAAUCCAUCCGUUACCUGCUACAGGGGAACAUGCAGACUCCUCCGACCCGGAGGGAGAUCCUUUGAAUGGGCAAACAAAGCAGAGAAUAUCCUGGACGCGAUCGGAGAACGAGCCGCGGAGUAGCUCUUCCGUUCGUGAAACGGACGUCGCUGUUCGUGAUGAAGUUGGUGGCCCCUGGGAAGCCACCCGUGAUGUGGAAGACGCCCAGCCUCCAGCGGACCGUCAGGAGAGUCCAUUUCCAGAAGACACCUCUGAUUUGGAAAGAAAGGAAGCAACCGAUUCAAGCAGGGCAGAAAGCGACCGAUUUGAGCAGGGCAGAAAAACGGAGGGAGGUCCCGGCGUGGUGGUGGCGACGCAAAGAGAAAAGAACGACUCCGAACGACAUCCUGGGACGGUCAAGUUGCAGAACUCCAUGUCCCACUCAAAGUCUGUGAGCAUCGAUUGCCUCGAGCUGGUCUUAGCGCCAGAAUUAGCCAUGCAGUUAAGUGAAAUAUUUGGACCGGUUGGAGUUGAUACAGGAUCACUAACUCCUGAUGACUAUGUGGUUCAUAUUGAUCUGAAUUUGGCCAGAGAAAUUCAUGACAAAUGGAAAGCAUCUAUUAUGAAGCGUCAGAGGAGAGAAGAAGAAUUGUGCAAACUUUUUGAAGAAAAUCCCGUGCUGUUUGAGCAACUGCACCCGGGCCAAGUGGAUGGCCUGCUUUCCCAGUACGCUGCUGACUUCCAAGGGCGGGAGCAGGAAAGUUUACCUAUGGCUGCAUCGGCUGAAAGCUCGGCGGAUUCCGAAGUUUUCCCUUACAUGGAUCAUUGGAACGUCCACACCCAGAAAGUUUCGCUCCGGGAGAUCAUGUCUGAAGAAAUAGCUCUGCAAGAAAGACUAACUCCGAAACCUUUCCCUUGCAUCGCUAAAAAAGACUGCGCUGCCAAACUGAAGGAGAAACAACUUUUGGAGUUAUUCCCAACCAUCAGCGCAAACUUCUUGAUGGACAUCUUCAAGGACUACAAUUAUUCCCUGGAGCAAACGGUCCAGUUCCUCAACAGCGUUCUAGAGGCAGAUCCCAUAAAAAACGUGGUCGCUAAAGAACCGGCUCAGAACCCCGCACGGUCUCCGAGCAACGCUUCCAAGAGCCGAGAGAAAAAGGCUAUGAAGACUAAAGAACUGGAAGACAUCCUGAGCGAGAAGGGAUUCCAAGACACUCAAUAUCCAGGCUACGAGGACUUCAGGGCCGAGGCCUUUCUUCACCAACAGCAAAGGCAGGAAUGUCUGCGGAAAGCCGGAGAAGCGUACCGCAUGGGGAUGAAGCCCGUGGCGGCGUUUUACGUGCAACAGGGCCAGCUUCACGAGCAGAAGAUGAAAGAAGCGAAUGAAGACGCGGCUCAGCAAAUCUUUGAGAAAGUCAACGCUUCAAAGCUGCCCAUAAACCUUUUGGACCUUCAUGGUCUUCACGUGGAUGAAGCUUUGGGUCAUCUCUCCAGAGUGCUGCAGGAGAAAACCACAGAGUGCAGCCUGCCAGGUGGCGUGCCGUAUCUCUACGUGAUCACCGGAAGGGGAAACCAUAGCCAGGGAGGAGUUGCUCGGAUCAAGCCAGCCGUUAUGAAAUACCUCACCAGCCACAAGUUCAGGUUCACAGAAAUAAAGUCAGGCUGUUUUAAAAUCUGGCUGGAAUAAAAGGAAGCCCCCCCCCCCCUCAAAAGGAUUGGAAAAGCUGAUGUUGCCGAAGCAAGAAACAACUUCGCGUUUUUAACGGGAUAAACGCGUCCCUGUCGAAAACAGCGUUUCAGUGGAAAGGGCUUAACCAUCAGCGGGCGUUUGUGUCAAUGUGUUUUCCCCCUUUACCAAAUCUCUCUUGUGUGUGUUUUAAUGAGAAGUAUUUUUAUAAGCCGCCCUGCUUAUCGAGAAGUUCCCCAAUUUUCAAAGGGAAGCCAAGCUUCCAAUUGGAAAAAAACUCUGCCCUUUUCAUUUAACGAAUAUCCCUAAACAUCUGGAAUGUAGUGCUCUUUUUUUUUUUUUCAUGGUCUCUAUUCCAUUUUAAAACAAUUCUUAAAACUCUGGCUGAGCUUACGUCGGAUGCUUCGAAGGACUUUACGAGGUUUGGGGUUCGAAUCCUCGGCUCGCUUUGGAAAGAGGGAGAAAAUAAAAAAUUGGGUUGCAUUUAUUUUCAGGGCAGGAAAAAAAAUGUAGUAGCUUGCAUCUCAGCUUUUCAGAUCUUUUCUCCUCCUGGAUUUAUCUCCCUAAGGCAUCGACAUGCUGACUGACGGGACAGUAAAAAUGUGGCGAGGAAGAACAGGCAAGGCCCCAUUCGUUCAGAGGUUUGGUCUUGACUGCUUAUUUUGAUAAAUGUCACUUGCUAGAAUCAGAGAGCCCUGUUAUUGCAAAGAUAAUUCACCAUUUGGGAGCCUUUGAAUACUCCCACAGGACUCAGUAUGAGCAGGCCGAGUGUAUUAUAAAUAUUAAGAUCCACCGUAAGUGCAAUAAGCAUUUGAACAAAGAAUACCUAAGUGUUUAUUCAGGUAUAUCUCUGCCUUUGGGCUUCUAAAGAUGCGAGCAAAACUCCAGCCUGGAAUGGUUAUUGCCAAGACUUCUGGAAAAGAAAUAUAAGCAAACCCCACAUUCUCUGUCCUAACAUCAUAAAAACGACGCGUUCACCAGCAUCUGUUGUACGACAGCCUAUAAAAGACGAGCUCUGAGCACAUCACUCACGUCAUUAAGUGGAACACAAGUAGAAGACUCCUAUGGCAGCUAUUCCGAUUAUUCUGCAUCAGCUGAUAUAUAUAUAUAUAUAUAUUUUUCUCUUGUCAUUUUGCUAUGAAUUUACACUGGUCUUAUCAAACUAGCAUCUGGGAAGCCAAAGCAUUACGGUGCAUCCGUGCAGGUCUUGGUGGGAAUCUUUGUGACCUGGUUUUUUAAAAAUCUUUUCUUAAGAAGUAAUGUUAAUUGUACAUUUGAGAUGGGUAAAAAAAAAGAAAAGGUGAGAUUGCUGAAGGGAAUAUGUGACUGUUAAUAGUAUUUUUAAAAACAUGUUUCUGAAUGGGAAUAUGGUACCGAAUCUGAAUUUCUGCCAUGAGAUUCAGUUCCUCUCUACUGAGACAAUUAAGAAAAAUGGAGGAAAAAAAUUAAGAUCCAUUUAUUAUUACUUCCUUGAGGAAAACUGAAUGUACAAUUUUAUGUUUCUCCUUUUAAAAUAGAGCGGCAAUUUUCUUUCAAAUACUUGUCUCUUUUCACGAAGCUUUUUCCUUUUUUUUUUUUAAAUGCAGAUUUUAAUGCAAGCCCCUAUUAUGAAUUUCAGAUAUUUUUCAAAUCCUUUAAAACGGCACUUCGGUAAAAUACGGAACUAGGAACAGGAAGGGAAUAAACAGCAAGCAGGCCCAACAAGAACUACUUGCAAUCGGUAUUAUCCCAUCAAACUCAGAUUUGAAAUAGAUUUAUUUUAAAAUUGUCCUAAUCUUUCAAAAAGACAACGAUUAUGCAUCUGGGUCUGUCUUACCAUCGUUUGGGUGAGGAUUCUAGGACAAAUUAACUUGAAUAUAAUAUCAUUAAUGGGCAUCCUGUCAUUAAAUUUUGCUUUUCCCCACUUGCUCUGAUAAGAGGUGCAAGGCACGUAGAUGUCAUUAUUUCUGCCUUGCCUUAAUCCACAGUGGGACGCUAGAAAGUCCUUCGGCUAUUUCACGUAGGCUUCGCAAGUAGAUAUGGAGGGCGUACACGUCAAGGAUGGUCCCCCCCCAGGGAGAAAGAAAAGAGAAGGAAGCGUGUGAGUAACCGUUCCUCCUGGGACUUAUUUUUCCCGGUGGAUAUAUUCUGAGCAUAAUGAUCCCAGAUGUUCCUCCAAAGGGACUAGAGUCCUUGUUGUUCACCUGGAAGGCCCAGAUAGGUCUUCUUUUGGAACGACUUCAAAUUGUUUCGCUCAAGAUGCUUUUGGGGAAGGUGGACUCUUGAGGACCACCUCACGACCCGGAUCGGAUUAAGGAGGAAUGAGAUGGUUUUUCAACCAGAUUCAACGGUCAUCAAUACGGCUCUACAUUUCUCCCCACAAUUAAUCUCUUAUUCCACAAGAAUCGGGAGGCGAUUCCUUUUUUUUUUUCCCACAGCGCCCAAGGGCAUUUGACAGCUUCAAAAUUCAGCCUUCCAGAGAGUGUUAUGUUUUUAUUGUGCUUUUUUCCCCCCUUAGUUGGAGUUUGCUUGCUUGCUUAUUACUGUAGUUUGGGACAGGGGUCUGUCUUCCCAGGGCUAAAUCUUUAAAAAAAAGAUUUUUGUAACUUUUCUUGUGACGGGGAGUAGCAGACGACAACGACAGAACGUUUUCCACCCGCUGUUGGAAGAAAACUCCCAGUUGCCUUUUUGUCUGAUAAAUAUAAGGAAUUACUGGGGGAGGGAGAGCCAAGAGACAAAGAAUUUUACAGGUCAGCUAUUUUCUAGGUUUGAAAACCAGGAUAGCUGGCUGUGUAGUUAGAGCACAUGGUGGAAAAUGUCAGAUUAAGAUCAUUUGUUGCCUCCAUUCGCCCUCAUUCGUUGAGAAACGAUGUGACAUAUGUUUGUAAAUCUUGGUUAUGUGUGUGUGUUCAACAACAAAAAUAUUUAGGUAUCUGCUUACUUCAUUAAUAUAAUUGAUGAAACAAUGUCUCUAUAAUCUAGACUUACAUGUUUCUAAUGAAAUCUGAAUAACAUGGAUUGCACACAUCACAUAUGCCCAGAAGUAACAUUUAUAAUGGAAAACUAAAUAUUGGGGGGGGGGGUGGAAUCUAUGCGAGUUACUUUUAAUAUGCCAAAAUGUAUGGCAGAUUUUUUGUGUGUGUGUAUUGAGGAAUUUAAAUCAUUUGUAAUGAUUUAUAUUUAUAACGUCCCGCUGUGCAAAUCCUUCAAGAGGAGCUAGCCAAGUUUGUUUUAGAUUGUUCAAAUAGUCUGCAAAAAAAGCUUAGAAGACGCUUACAGAAAUAAAACUGGGAUUUAAAAACUGAAGGAAACAAUGCAUGGUGUAGUUAGUCAUUGAAAUCUGCAAAGAUAUUAAGGGAAGUCUACUCAUAAAAAUAGGUUGCCAACAUUUCCAUAAUUAUAUUAAUACUUCACUGGGCUGCAGUAAAAGCAGCGUUAAAAUUGUAAUACCUGAAGAUUUUCCUCAGUCUUAAAAUUGAGGAGAAAAUAACUUUUUCUGUAGCCGUUUUUUUAUUAUCAAACUUAUUUUAGAUUAAGCUGCAAAAACUUCUAACGAGGUAGGGAUUUUAAUUAUGAUGCAAGAUUUGCAAUACCGGCUCUCUUAUUUGGGGGGAAAAUAUUUCUCAGGAUAUAGUUGUUUCUAUGAGAAGUGCCUACGGAAGAUAAAGCCUCCCCAGCCCUUUUUUUUUUUUCCAACAGAUAUAAUUGUGAAUAAAUAUUAUUCGCAUGAAAUGCGUGCUGUUAAAUUUCACAGAUGUUCACUGCCUUUAUUGAGAAGAAUUUACGUUAUAAUAAAAGCUACAACCUGAAGCGAAAUACAUAUGUUAAUUUACACCAUCUUUUCCCAUGGAUUGGUAUGAAUAAGUGACCACACACAUAGCUUCUAUAAUACUUGCAAUCUCAACAGCUUUUGAUACGAUUGCCAGUUUUGGAAACACAAAUGUAUGUGAUUACGUAUGUUGCAUACUAAUAUUUAUUCAUGUGGACCUAGCUGGCAAGUGGGUGUUCAAAAUAACGAAAAUAUUAGUAAACUUCUCAAAAGAAGAAGUACUGGACAGGAAAUAAUUUUGCAUUAAUGGUGCAAAAGGUGCAUUAACGGAACAUCCAGUAUUGCAGUAUGCACUGUCAUAUUAUGGGAUACAUAUAUAUAUAUAAGUGAAUUCCUCUUGUGUUUGUCAAGCGUACAGAUCUUACCUAAUUCCUUAUUUUUUUAUAUAUAUUGCUUGGUUGUUAGCACAUGUAUUUUUUUAAUAAAAGAAUUUUGAAUAAAACACCUUAA